Molecule: messenger RNA, 2128 nt
Organism: Morone saxatilis (striped sea-bass)
Lineage: Eukaryota; Metazoa; Chordata; Actinopteri; Moronidae
Gene: cars2
Product: cysteinyl-tRNA synthetase 2, mitochondrial
Exons: 15
Coding region: 210-1916 (568 amino acids)
Biological process (GO): cysteinyl-tRNA aminoacylation
Cellular component (GO): cytoplasm
Molecular function (GO): cysteine-tRNA ligase activity; ATP binding
Source: RefSeq, a predicted model, not a curated record
AUACUCUCGCGAUGAGUGAGGCGGUGACAUGAAUGCGCGUGAAACUAUAGCGUUAGAUAGCGCGUAGUCUGAUUAUUAUUCUUAUUAAAGGAUGUGUCUGUUGCUACAUUUGCUAACAUUACAGACUGUUUGCUAUGUUUAGGUGUGAGUCAAGUUGCUAGGCUAAGCUAGCAGUGCGUAUGCUGCUUUAUACCUAGCAAGCUGUCAGUAUGUGGAGGUUCUCAGCGAGGUCAGUGAUAUGGAAAGCAAAGGUCCUCCGCGGGCUUCAUUCAGUCAACGCUUUAAAGUUCAGGUCGAAUGGAUCGUGUGGCAGUGUUUCGGGGAAGAAGUGGGUGAGACCCAGUGGGUUUGACACGGGUUUGAAGGCUUUUAACAGCCUGACUAAACAGAAAGAGCCUCUCAUUCUGGCAAGAGAGGGAGUAGCUACCUGGUACAGCUGUGGACCCACUGUGUACGACCAGGCCCACCUGGGUCAUGCAUGCUCUUAUGUCCGGUUUGAUAUCGUGCAGAGGAUUUUGUCCAGGUUGUUUGGAAUCACUGUCAUCCAUGCUAUGGUCAUCACUGACAUUGAUGACAAAAUCAUCAAGAGAAGUUUGGAGGAAAAUGUUUCCACAACCAUCAUAUCCACAAUGUAUGAGGAUGAAUUCAAGAGGGAUAUGUUGUCAUUAAAGGUCAUUCCUCCUGCAGUGUAUUUAAGAGUCACUGAGAACGUGCACCAUAUUGUUGCAUUCAUUGAGAGGAUCAUCCAGAAUGGACACGCUUAUGCAACAAAAGAAGGUGACGUGUAUUUUGACAUCCAGUCCAUUGGUGAUCGAUAUGGCAAGUUUGUGAGAGCUGUGGAAUAUCAGGGAGAACAUGGCAGCGCAACUAAGCGAGACCCACGAGAUUUUGCUCUUUGGAAGCACGCCAAUCCUCAGGAACCAUACUGGGACUCUCCGUGGGGCAGAGGAAGACCAGGCUGGCAUAUCGAAUGCUCUACCAUCGCUAGCUCAGUGUUUGGGAGUCAGCUGGAUAUCCACUCUGGAGGUAUCGACCUGGCCUUUCCUCACCAUGAGAAUGAGAUCGCUCAGAGUGAAGCCUAUCACCAGUGUGGACAGUGGGCAAACUACUUCCUCCACUCAGGACACUUACACCUAAAAGGCAGUGCAGAGAAAAUGUCUAAAUCUUUAAAGAACUAUGUCACCAUCAAGGAUUUCCUGCAGUCUUACUCUGCCAAUGAGUUCCGUAUGUUUUGUCUUUUGAGUAAAUACCGGUCAGGUAUUAUCUACAGUGACAGCAGCAUGUCGGAGGCUCGGACCUCUCUGGGAACCAUCUCCACCUUCAUCCAUGAUGCUCAGGCCUACAUGAAGGGUCAGGUGCAGUGUUCACCUGUACAGGAAGCUUUGCUCUGGGAGAGGUUGACUGAGACUAAAUCCAGCGUGGUGAAAGCACUGGCAGACGACUUUGAUACCCCGAGAGCCAUAAGUGCUGUGAUGAAUUUGAUUUAUCAUGGAAACUGCCAACUCCAUCCUGUUUCUGAGUGUGAUGGAGCAGCUCGGAGCCCUGCCGUGUUUGCAGCGAUGGUCAGCUACAUCAGAGAUGUCUUGGACGUGUUUGGGAUAAAUCUGAUGCACAGUAAGGAGUCUGAUGCUGUUUGUCAUCAGGGAAGUCUGGAGGGCGUCAUGGAGCAGCUGACCCGUUUCAGAACUGAAGUUCGAGCAUUCGCACUUGCUCGUCAAGAUGGCCUGACCGCUGGAUCUCUCAACAAACCUGGACUUUACCCAGAGAGAAUCCCUCUCCUCAAAGCUUGCGACACCAUCAGAAACAACCUGGCACCCUUGGGUGUGCUGAUAAAGGAUAGAGGAGCCAACUCGACGUGGGAGAUCACUCAGAGAGGACAGGGAGUCCAGGACAAAGACCAAGAGACAUCCAGCUGAAAUCCACCUCAGCCUCUGAGACUCACUUUUUAUUUCGGGCUUGUGGACUGAAAGACCUUUGAAAACAAGAGACCAAACAAUCCUGAUUCCAUGAGAACAGAAACAAACUUCAGGUUAUAAAUGCCUGAUGUGCCUGUCAUCAGUGUAUGAACUCAUAUUCCUUCAUACGUCAGAAGAUAUAUUAUGUAAUAAAAUCUGUCUAUUUAAGCACA